GAACAGCGGCCUCCACUCUGGAGUGUGCGGCUCGCGGAAUUCAGCCGGUGAGCCCCUGGCCCGGAUGGUGGGACCGGGCCUGGGCUCCCACCGCCACCUCCGCCUCGGCCAGAGCCGUCUGGUCCCCACCCCCAGUUAGGGACCCACAGGGGACAAGCCCCUUCUUCCCGCCGGGAGGGGGAGAGCCUCCCCACUCUGGGCAGCUUCAGCCUCUCCGGAUCGGGAUCGCAGCUCACAGUUCACGAGGACCUCAGCUGCACCUGGACGCUUACUUCCCGUUUCCCAGGAUGGGAUCAGAUCCGCUGCUGUUAUGUUCUGUGGGAGAAGAGAGAAGGGGCAGAGAAAUACACUUGACUGGAAAGAAAAGGGAACUGCUAUGCCCCUUAAAACAAUAGGACUGUCAAUGGCAGGAUACCAGCUCUGGUCACCGUGGACCCCACUGGACGAGAGCUUCCAAUGGCUGCGGCACACAACACCUACACCUUCUUCAAAGCACCCUUUUAGGGCUUCCCCCUGCUUCCCACAUACCCCUUCUGACCUUGAAGUGCAGCUGUGCUUUCAAGAGGUCACUCUAGUUCUAGACAGCCCAUUCCUGGAGCCUGGGGCGAGUCCCAAGUUACCCUGCCACACAUCAGAGCUCCAAGCCAUGAGCAACAAGAAAGGGCUGGUCAGGAAGCCCCAGCCUGUCCGCCUCAGUGGAGUGGAUUCCGUGUUUGGCAGGGUCAUCACAGCUCAGCCACCAAAAUGGACUGGAACCUUCAGAGUUUCAGACAAAUCAGCCUUUUGCAAAAUCAUCAGCCGGGAGCACCAGUGGCCCACUGGACUUAAGGAACCUCAGAUUCAGAUGACAGUGACCAUGUGCAAACAGAUGCUGCGCUCUAUCCUCUUACUGUACGCAACAUACAAGAAGUGCACCUUUGCCUUACAGCACUCCAAGUAAGAAGUCCCAUCUGAUUCCUGUUCCUUACACCGUGCCCUUCGCUAUGUGUGUGAAGCUUACAGAAACCUGUCCCUGUAAAGGAAACUGACAUCACCCAGGCCACCUUGCUCUUCUGUUAAGCAGUGACAAUUCAGGAAUCCCUUUUCUCCUUUCCUCCUCCAAAGAAGGCCAGUGACCAGAGCAAGGGAGAACAUUUCCAUUGUAAAGCUGAACAACAUUUAACAGAGAGUCAAACUAGCAUUGACAUGUACGUGUGAUAAAGAACCAUUAAACCAUAUAAACCAAUGA
Hyaena hyaena (striped hyena) is the source of this 1228-nucleotide messenger RNA. It is a transcript of the gene FANCD2OS, whose product is annotated as FANCD2 opposite strand. NCBI's taxonomy places the organism in Eukaryota, Metazoa, Chordata, Mammalia, Carnivora, Hyaenidae. The coding region runs from base 311 to 940 and encodes 209 amino acids. The transcript has 3 exons. The record is from RefSeq and is a predicted model, not a curated record.